Messenger RNA from Trichoderma citrinoviride, 1176 nucleotides. RefSeq names its product Arginase/agmatinase/formimionoglutamate hydrolase. The record is from RefSeq and is a predicted model, not a curated record. Gene Ontology annotation, molecular function: metal ion binding; agmatinase activity. The transcript is spliced from 4 exons. The coding region runs from base 1 to 1176 and encodes 391 amino acids. NCBI's taxonomy places the organism in Eukaryota, Fungi, Ascomycota, Sordariomycetes, Hypocreales, Hypocreaceae.
AUGAAGUUUAUCUCGUGGAUACACCUCCUCCUGUCCUUGACCGGCUCGGGCCAUGCCUGCGGCGGACACGGCGGCGAAAAGGAAUGGAGUAGCGAGGAACUGGCCGAGUUGGAGGCGAAAUGGGGCCAUGAGUGGGCGUUCAACGGCAUAGGCUCGUUUGCGCACUUGGACUACGUCAAAUGCCUCACCAACCCUCAAGAGAAAUACGACAUUGCCAUCAUCGGGGCGCCCUUUGACAAUGCCGUCUCGUUCAGACCAGGCGCCCGAUUCGGCCCCAGAGCCAUCAGACAGGCCUCCUCCCGACAAACGUCACUGCGCGCCUUCAAUCCCCGCGCCAACAUCAACCCGUACCAGAACUGGGCCAAGAUUGUCGACUGCGGCGACAUCCCCAUCACGCCCUUUGACAACAACAUCGCGGCAGAGCAGAUGACGCAGGCGUUCAAGCACCUCGGCAGAGCGAACCCCGUGAGCUCGCUGAGUCAAGGCAGGCCCAAGAUCAUCACCCUGGGUGGUGACCAUAGCUUGGCGCUGCCUGCGUUGAGGGCCUUGACUGAGAUUCAUGGUGGACCAGUUCGUGUGCUUCACUUUGACGCUCACCUGGACACCUGGGAUCCUGCUGCAUACCCAUCUGCCUGGGGCUCAACACAAUUCACCCACGGUUCCAUGUUCUGGAUAGCCAACAAGGAAGGUCUGCUAUCGAAUUCGUCAACCGGCCAAUCCGUCCACGCCGGUCUGCGUACCCGCCUCAGCGGCACCGACUGGGCCGAUCACGAAUCCGAUACCGCCCAGAACUGGGUUCGCUUCUCCGCCGAUGACAUUGACGAUAUCGGCACCAAGGGCAUCAUCGAUGGCAUCAUGUCGGUGCUGGGGACGGAGGAUCCGGUGUACUUGUCUGUGGACAUUGAUGUGCUGGACGUUGCUUUUGCACCGGGCACUGGCACCCCUGAGCCCGGUGGCUGGACCACCAGAGAGCUCAUCAGGAUCUUGAGGGGUAUCGAGGGCUUGAAUAUUGUUGGUGCUGAUGUGGUGGAGGUGAGUCCGGCUUACCAGGGAAGAGGCGAGGAGACGGCGUUGGCGGCGGCACAGGUCGUGUAUGAGAUUUUGAGCUCCAUUGUGAAGAAGGGGUUGGAGAACGGACCGAAAGAGAAGGCAGGGAACACAAAAGAUGAGCUGUGA